Molecule: messenger RNA, 5165 nt
Organism: Myiozetetes cayanensis
Lineage: Eukaryota; Metazoa; Chordata; Aves; Passeriformes; Tyrannidae
Gene: SLC45A3
Product: solute carrier family 45 member 3
Biological process (GO): transmembrane transport
Cellular component (GO): membrane
Molecular function (GO): sucrose:proton symporter activity
Source: RefSeq, a predicted model, not a curated record
CCGGGCUUGGCUCCGCUCGGCGCAGAGAGACAUCCGCUGCGAGCGGGGCGGGCUUGGAGGAUCGCUGAGCGGGCGGAGGAGCCUGGGGAAGCGGGAUGUGACCGUGGGCUUCCAGAAAUUCCUGGAGACUCGCAGGGACAGCCCACAGCAUGUGAGCAGCAGGGGAAGCCUGGAGUGGGAUCCCUGCCUGCCCACGCCUGGACUCGACCCUGCUGGGGCCACAUCUCGCACCGAGAGGAAGAGGAAGAGACAGUUCAUCCACCCUUGCUAACAAUGGGAAGCAGCCCUUCUCCAGCAGCCCGGGAAGGGAAGCUCCGGGGGCAUCCCUGGGAGCGCUGCAGCUGGAUGGACACAGCCCUGUGCCACUGAGGGGUCAGGGCAGCGUGGCUGGGGGAUCUGUGGGGCAGCAUGUUCUUCCAGAGCCGCAGGACCCAGCUGCUGCUGGUCAACUCGCUGACCUUCGGGCUGGAGGUGUGCCUGGCCGCAGGGAUCACCUACGUGCCACCGCUGCUGCUGGAGGUGGGCGUGGAGGAGAAGUUCAUGACCAUGGUUUUGGGGAUAGGACCAGUCCUCGGCUUGGUUUUUGUCCCGCUGAUCGGAUCUGCCAGCGACCACUGGCACAGCAGCUACGGCCGGAGGAGACCUUUCAUCUGGAUGCUCUGCCUGGGGGUCCUGCUGAGCCUCUUCGUGAUCCCCCACGCCAGCAGCCUGGCCAGCCUGUUUGCCCUCAACCCUCGCCCCCUGGAGAUCGCCUUCCUCAUCCUGGGCAUCGGGCUGCUGGAUUUCUGCGGCCAGGUGUGCUUCACCCCGCUGGAGGCCCUGCUCUCCGACCUCUUCCAGGAGCCGGAACACUGCCGCCAGGCCUUCUCCAUGUACGCCUUCAUGAUCAGCCUGGGGGGCUGCAUCGGGUACCUGCUGCCAGCCAUCGACUGGGGGGGCAGCUUCCUGGCGCCCUACCUGGGAGGGCAGGAGACCUGCCUCUUCAGCCUGCUCGCCGUCAUCUUCCUCGGCUGCGUGCUGGCCACGCUCUUCGUGACCGAGGAGGAGGCGGCGGCCCAGGCGGACGCUCUGGAUGUCCCGGCGCUGAAGGACUCGUCCCCCAAGCCCUCCCCUGCCUGCUGCCCGUGCCAGCUGUCCCGGGGGUCCUGCCUGCUGCGGGCCAGGCAGGCGCUGCGGGCCCUGAGGAACCUCUGUGCGGUGGUGCCGCGGCUGCACGGCCUCUACUGCCGCAUCCCCCGCGUCAUCCGCCGCCUCUUCGUGGCCGAGCUCUGCAGCUGGAUGGCCCUCAUGACCUUCAUGCUGUUCUACACCGACUUCGUUGGGGAAGGGCUGUACCACGGCGUGCCCAGGGCCAAGCCAGGCACGGAUGCCAGGCGGCACUACGAUGAAGGUGUGCGGAUGGGCAGCUUGGGCCUCUUCCUGCAGUGCAUCACCUCCAUCUUCUUCUCGACAAUCAUGGACCGGCUGGUGAAGCAGUUUGGCACGCGGGCAGUGUACCUGGCCAGCGUGGUGUUCUUCCCUGGGGCCGCCUUCGUCAUGUGCCUGUCCCACAGCGUCACCGUGGUCACCAUCUCCGCCGCCCUCACGGGCUUCACCUUCUCCGCGCUGCAGAUCCUGCCCUACACCCUGGCAUCCCUCUACCACCACGACAAGCAGGUGUUUUUGCAUAAAUACAAGAGCAAAGAGGAGGAAGACACAGCUCUACUGGACAAGAAAUCAGCCUUCUCUAAAGGCCUCCUCUCCAGCCAGAAGCUGCCUUACCAGAAUGGCCACACUGGGAGCCUCUUCUCUUCCUCCUCCUCCUCCUCCUCGCCUUCCCCCCUCCUGCUGCCCCCAGCUCCUCUGUGCGUCAGCUCCUCCUGCGACGUCUCGCUCAUGAUGAUGGUGGGAGAACCAGACCCGGCGGCCCCUGGCAGGGGGAUCUGCCUGGACCUGGCCAUCCUGGACAGCGCCUUCCUGCUCUCCCAGGUCGUGCCCUCCCUCUUCAUGGGCUCCAUCGUGCAGUUCACGCAGUCGGUCACUGCCUACAUGGUGUCGGCCGCCGGCUUCGGCCUGGUCGCCAUUUACUUCGCAACCAAAGUUGUCUUCGACAAGAGUGACAUGGCCAAGUACUCCGUGUGACGUGGGAGGCGCGUGGGGGGCCCCUGCACGUGGUGAGACGAGGCGUGUGUGCCCGCACGGCCACUCGCGGGAAGCCUCGCGUGGCACCCGCUGUCCCCGCGGCCCCGGGGGGGUGUUCUGGGGCUGGGGGCAGGACAGGGCUAAUCUCAGGUGUAAAUAUGAGCCAUCAGGGAGCUGUGCUUUGGGUCAGCAGUGCUUUCCAGAGGUGCCUUUAUCAGAAGGAGGGAGCACGGCACGGGCAGCGCCAAAGGGGUUGUGCCAGGGAGGGGAAGGGGCUGGACUUUCCCUCUAAUAACGGGUCGUGUCUGUGAGCAGGAGCAGCAGUUGGGUACAAGGAGGGGGUAAAUCAUUGCCCCUUCUGUUCUCCACUCACAGCUGUAUCCUUCUCCCCCUGCUUGUUGCGGUUUUACCCAACUUCUUGAGCAAUACUCCUGCAAAUGGGACAGUGGGAGGAGAUUUCCUUGGGGGGGAAAAAAAAAAAACACAGAUGGGUGGUGAAGGUUUGGCCACGGAGACAAGGGGGUGCACUUGGGUGCACAAACACUUUUGUUCAUCCCCACCUCAGCUCUGGCUGGGAGAAACCGUCCAGGAGAGAAGUUACUACAUCUUGUUUCAGAAAAACAAGUAACGUUCCACUAGGACCAGUUCCAAAAGGUGACUUACCUUUUACCUACGUACCAGGUUGCAUCAGAUAGAAAGGACUUCUGAGCUCUUUUUUUUUUUUUUAAUGAUUGUUUUUAGCUUUCUUCACACAGUUCUCAGCAACUCUGACCUCUCACUCCUCACCUCAGUGCCUGGACCUGCCUCCUGCUCUCUCCCCCAACAGUUCAAGCCUGUUGUGCCUCUUCCACGCCUGGCCCCUAAAAGAUAGUGCUGUGCACAAGGGAAAUACUCUCAGAGGGUUUUCAGUCCUGUGACAGUGAAGUAGAACAGGGAGAGCUCUCCUGCAAGGCUACCUGGGAACAGGUGUACCAGGCCUGGGGAUGCUGAAGGAAUGAGGAGCUGAACUCAGGAAUGGUCUCUGCUGCAGUGGGGAGAUGGAGCUGUCACUGCCUGUGGCUGUUUGGGCUUUCCUAAAAAUCAUUUUAUUUCCAGACAGGGCUCCAGAUUCUUCUGAGGCAGAGCGAAAACCCAGUUACCUGUUAGAGUAAGACAAAGCACCUUGUGCUGGGACCAAACCCUCCUGGGUGUUUUCCAGGCUGUUUGGCUCCCAGCUCUGAGUAAUCUCCCACUGGCAGCAGAGUGGCUGCAGCUGUGAGUCCUUCUGGCCAGUCCCCUUCCCCAUCCGAGUGGAGCAGCUGGAAUAAUUCUGCUGAUGGCAGAUUUCUACCACUCAAAGGCUACCCACACACCAAGCAGGAGGUGAGGUCCUGGCCCCCAGUCAGCACUUUGGGCUUUGGAAUGAUCCAAACUCUGCGACAGUGCGGAGAGGGAGGCUGAGCUGGUCCUGCGAGCACACAAAAAGUCCUUGACUUUGGCUGGGCCAGACAAGCUGUUUGUGAGUAAUUUUCUGUGGAGGUGUGUGGGCAGCGAGAUGCACUUGUGAGGUUCGGCUGAAGGGCAAAAUGUUGCUAUUUUGGCAGAGUCUUGUCAGCCUGUUCCUUGGCACGGGGGCUGGGUGACUCCCCUGCUGUCUGAGACGGGCCCUCAGAGGGCUGCUGGGCUCUUUAAAUGCUUCUUUCCCGUCAGGGGUCACUGUUUUUGUUUUAUUUCUUCGCAAAUUAUGUGCCUGCCAGCCUCCCUUUCCCACAACAAGGUUUGUGUGCUGAAAUGCAGCUGUUUUGGGGAUGGAUUUGGCAGUUGCUUAACCACUUACGGAAACAGUUUUGGGGCUGUACUUCCUACCCUGGGCUCUGUCCACUGCAGGCUGGAGCAGGAAAGGCUUUGGGGCAAAAUGUUGCUGCCAAAGCUGGGGUGUUUCUUGAAUGAAUGAUUUUUCAAACAGGUGUGCUGAAGAAUCCUCGAUUUAUUUUUUUUUUGCCUAGGUAAAACGUGGGGCUGUUGGGAUGCUCAAGUGCUUUUGACAAUUGAGCCAUUUGUUUAAGUGCCUAAAGUGCUCGCACACCAAACUUGAGGUGUAGGGGUUUGGUGAUAAGGGCCUUAAAUGCUUCAUUACAGACACUCAAUGAUAAAGCAGAGGGUUAGAGGGGCAGGCAGCUGGGUUUAGGACAAGAGAUCAGGGUGAGGGAGGAGGAAGAAGAGGGGGCUUCAGGGAAAAUUGGAUGUUGGAGGUAUGGAAGGGACUGGUGUGGGGCACUGGCUGCACUAUGGUGGGUGGGAACCCCUCGUUGUGGCCUCACACUGUCCAUAAAACCCUUCAAAGCCCUUAAUCCUUGUCAUUUGUGCCAGCACAACCCCAGCCACGUCCAAGAGCUGGCUGGGCAGGCUGAGCUCAGGUUUGGGCUGGGCUCUCCCAGCUGCCUUCCCAAAGCCCUGGGGGACGUUGCUGUCACCCCAACAGCCCUGCCUGUGUGCUGUUGGUGCCAAAAGCCUUUUCUCCCUGGUUCGAGGAGGCAUUUCUUCCAGAAACUCCUUUAUUUGUAAGAUUGGCCCUUCUGGCUUCUCUGUGGGGAUCACGCGUGGACCGCCAGGGAUGUUCUAGUGAAGGUAAGAGCAUCCCCUGCCUGCUGUUACUGGUGUUGCCUGUGAGAACACAGGGUUCCUGUGCUGUGGGACCACAGGUUUGGGUACAAACUCCCCAGAGGUGGAGAGGUGGCACUUUCCUCUUCCAGCUCGUGGGUGCACUGCUGUGUUCCUCUCACAGGCUCAUCCUGCCUCACCUCUCCUUUCGUGCCAUGGUGGGGAGGGUUUGGAUCGUGGGCACGGGGAGGAGGGAGAGCGUUACUGUGAGCCUGUUGUGAAUCUCUAGGUUAGGGAAGGAUGGAUGGAUGGAUGCUGGUUUUCCUGUCGGGAUCAUCCUCUGUCCGCGAGAUCGUCCGUGUUUUAUUUAUUCGGUAGAGCAAAUAUUUUGUAUACGAUGCGAGAGGAAGGCUAUUAUUAUAAAUUUCUAUGAGAAGGAGGAAAUAAAGAGGCGUUUAAAGGGG